AUGCAUAAAAUUGUUCAUAUUCCUGAAAAUAAAAAUUCUACCCAUUAUUUUAAGGUUACAAUCUCCUCAAGCAAGGCGAAACAUUACCAACCCUCCACCGAGCUAGACCUGUUGGCCGCGCUGUCACUGCACAAUACAACGCGGCCUGGAGUCACAAUAAUCCCUGGUAUGCAGCCUCAGCGAACAGCCUACACCCUUCAAGGAGACACCCGGUCACUGCAGGUCGAGGGGGCACCCUUCGAGCGCGCCGCUGAACUUCUGCGACGGUCUCCUGAAUUCACGCUUCUCGCCACUUUACGCCAAGAGCCGGCCAAUUCCGGCACCAUCCUGUCUUUCUCGCACGGCUUCAACAGGUACCUGGAGCUGCAGUCGAGCGGGCGCCGCGACGAGGUGCGCCUCCACUACGUGGCCGCGGGGGCGACGACGCCUCGAGUCGAGACUUUUCCCUUCAGGCUGGCGGACGGCGCCUGGCAUCGCGUAGCGCUCGCCGUGUCCGGUGCGCAAGCGACGCUCUUCGUGGAUUGUCAUCCGCUGUACCGCCGGCUGAUACCACCUCCGGAUAGGAACUUCACGAAGCCUCAGCUCGCUCUUUGGGUCGGGCAAAGAAAUAGCAAGCACUCCUUAUUUAAGGGUUCACUCCAAGAAGUGAGAUUGGUGAGCGGCCCCCAUGGAUAUUUAGUUCAAUGCCCUGGAUUAGAUUCAGAGUGCCCUACUUGUGGUCAGUUUGCGCUGCUGCAGGCCACCGUUCAAGAAUUAACUUCACAUAUUCAUGAUCUUUCGCUUAAGCUCGUCGGGACCGAGGCAAGGCUGAAACGGUUAGAACAGUGCGACUGUCAAAAGUCCUGUUACUCUAACGGCACGGUUCACGCAGACGGUGCCACUUGGCAGAAGGACUGUAAUCGCUGCUCGUGUGUGCACGGCGAAAUAACGUGUCGACCGGUGGAGUGCGAUAGAGCGGAAUGCAAAAAUCCAGUUUUACAUCCCGGUGAAUGCUGUCCCACGUGCUUGAGACAAUGCUUACUCAAGGGCACUCUUUACGAGCACGGGGAAAGGUUCGCCCCUAAAGAGUGCGCAGAAUGCGUCUGCCACGACGGGAACAUGCAGUGCACCCGGGUGGACCCCGAAACGGCUUGCCCCCCACUGCCCUGCGAUCCCCCGGAUCAGUUUACUGUGCCCGGGGAGUGUUGUAAAUUUUGUCCAGGCGUGGACUACUGUAGCAUGGGUCACUCGUGUGACGAAAACGCGACAUGUAUGAAUCUCAAUACAAAAUACACUUGCAAGUGUAAUCAAGGCUUUCAAGGAGACGGACUCUCUUGCGAAGACGUAGACGAGUGUCAACAAGCGGGGGGUCUGUACGGCCACCACUGUCACUCGAAUACGCGAUGUGUCAACGUCCUGGGAAGCUACGUGUGCCAGUGCCUGCCCGGGUACACCCGCAAAGACAAAUUCAACUGCGUCGAGGUCGACGAGUGCGCGAGUCAGACGCACGGCUGCCACGAGGACGCGCAGUGCGCCAACACGCCCGGAUCUUACACGUGCCAGUGCAGGGAAGGCUAUACGGGAGACGGCUACGCUUGCACCCCAAUUUGUACGGGUGGGUGUCUCAAUGGCGGGGUUUGCGCGGGCCCCGAGCGCUGCGCGUGCGCGCACGGGUUCGGCGGAACGCGUUGCGAGCGGGACGUGGACGAGUGCGCGCCGCCGGCACACCCGUCCGCGCACGCGCCUUGCGUGCCGCGAGCUAGCUGCGUCAACACGCCUGGCUCUUACUACUGCGUUUGCAGAGACGGCUACAGACGAGACCCGCACAGAGACCAUUGCGAAGACGUAGACGAAUGCGCCGAAGGCUUUCACACUUGCCACCCCAGUGCUCGCUGCGUUAACGUAGAAGGAGGCUUUCGCUGUGAAUGCGAUACGCAGCCCUGCGAGCUUAGUUGUUCCUGGCAAGGCAACAUAAUCCCGGACGGAUCGCGGUGGAAGGAAGCGGGCGGUUGCCGAGCUUGCUCGUGUGACGCUGGAAUCGCUUCGUGCGCGCGCGCACUCUGCGCUUGUGAUACAGACAAUACCUCACUAGCGAUGGACAGUUCAGAGAACGAGAUGAGAGUGGCGCCGGCGUCUUGCUGUCCGCAUUGCGAGCCACGUUUUCAUUGCCGCCACCAGGAGAUGCACCACGUGACUUUUCGAAGCGGGGAGCGCUGGUUGUACCAAUGUCAGAUAUGCGAAUGCCUCUUGGGUGAAGUGGACUGUUGGGAGCCGGAGUGCGAAGAAGGCGGCGGAUGCUGCGCGGGCGGCGAAGCGGGCGCGGCGGGCGAGUGGCGCGCGCCGCACCGCCUCGAGCUGGCCGGCUGCGCGCCCCCGCACUGCGCCGCCUGCGCUGUACGUACACCCCGCUUCUUUUAA
Molecule: messenger RNA, 2397 nt
Organism: Leptosia nina
Lineage: Eukaryota; Metazoa; Arthropoda; Insecta; Lepidoptera; Pieridae
Source: the annotation of a GenBank genome assembly